This is a messenger RNA of Trichomycterus rosablanca, 2206 nucleotides long. RefSeq lists its product as uncharacterized. Lineage: Eukaryota; Metazoa; Chordata; Actinopteri; Siluriformes; Trichomycteridae. The record is from RefSeq and is a predicted model, not a curated record. The coding region runs from base 89 to 1648 and encodes 519 amino acids. The transcript is spliced from 2 exons.
UCUGAGAGGUGAGUGUUAGGAGAUACAGAACAAAUCAAUAUAGAGUCAAGUGUUUGUGAAUGCAAUUUACAGCUUCAAACCAGGUUUCAUGAUGUUACAGCGAAGACUCUUUUAUUUCCUCUUUUUGUCUUUGGUAUGUGUUGUUGUUACAGAUGAGACCAUUGAGAUCCUAAAAAAUAUUGAAGAUCUAAAAAACAUAGAAUUUGGCCACGAUUACCCACACCAUGGUCUUUUCUUGUUGCACUUUCUGGCGAGUCACAUCUCCAUCGAUCUAUCAGAAGGCAUCCUACUUCAUUUUGAUCCAGAACGGCAGGACUACGGCUUCCAGUACUAUAACAACACUAGAAUUGAUGGAAAUACCUUCUUGCAUCCUGAUGAUCCACAGGACAGGGUGUACUACACUUUGGGCGAUCUUAGUUCAGAGGCAGUUCGAACCAAGCUGCCUCCAUAUGUCACCCAAGAAUUCUACAAUGCGUAUGAGAGUCCCAAAAGAGACCUCGACCGGAUGGUCCUAGAAAUGCAAAAAGGCAGCUCAAGAAAAGCAGACAGGGUGUACAUCACACAAGUGGUAAUUCACCAGCAGGGAUUGCAGUACAACCAAAAUAAGACCUUUGAGAUCAGCCCUAAACUCAUAAAGCAAGUUCAAGCUCUUCAAAAACCUCUUAAUUUGCUUCAAGCUCUUGAAUUGCUCUCGACAGACAAUUUAAAUGCAAGUAAGGGUUCAUCAGAUGAUCCCAGACUUGCGCUUCCGAGUGACCAAUUCCUAAACUACUUAAAAUAUUCAGAAAAACAUCUCAAGAAUAUUUUUGAAGAACCAAGUCUGAGGUGGCUUCUGAUUCUGGCUGGAUACGAUCUAGAUGGCAGGUUUAAAGUCCAUGAGAAAAUUUGGUCCUGCUCAAAAGAUGAGUCAUUCCAGCGUGAACAAACUACAGGCAAUCAAAAGGUCCACCUAUGCGAGGGUCCAGCAAAGAUAGAGGUAAAAUCUACAGAAAAUGGUUACGCCAGACUCACGUGGAGUGGUAUACCUAAGAACAUCUUAGAUCUUAAACCUUAUCUCGUCCUUUUUAAGAGUGAUUCAUCAAAUGAUCUUGAGACUUUUGAGUCCCUCCAGGAAAAAACCUCUGGAUCUGUGGACACCACCAUGGCCCUUAAUCAUGGACUACAUCCACGUCUGGUUACAUACAACUUUGCCAACAAAUAUGGAUUCCUCGGCAUCCGUUACUCUGUGAUUUGGAGAGGGCCACAGUUUGACGAGGCUAACAGGGCCAUUCCCGUCGACAUCACUGGCUACAAUGCGAGCCUUCAACUGUAUACCAGAAAUGGAUAUGCAUGUGCUCGCCUCUACAUCAAGAACUCCUUUACAGACUGGGAAAACGAGUUCAGGUACUCAUGGGUGGGAUUCUACACCAGCGAUCAGGAUCCCAAUCACAAACAUCAGCACUAUCAGUGGGUCUCUAAAUUCGACAAGGUCGACAAUAAAUCUGAUGAUCAUCUGAUCUAUGAGUAUGAGUCUUCGUUAAGCAUCGGACCUGGAGUCCAAGCUCGAUUUCUGUAUUCUAGUCAAACUGUCUACACUCGUCUUUCCCUCAGAUGGUCUUCUGUGGCUGUGAAAGCUCGCACUGUUCCUUGGGAAAACAUGUACAAAUAAUUAAACUUAACUAAAAAGUGUACUGAAGUGUAAAGUGAAUGUAUCCUCCAAGUGGUUGUGUGUAUAUUUCUAAACGUUUAAGAAAUAAAAAGCACCCCAGAAUUUAUGUAACAUUUUCAACACUCACACUCAUAAUGUUACAACCACCUUCUGGUUGCUACAUACACUGGUUAUUUUAUCAGUUUCAAUUACCAUAUAGAAGCACUUUGUAGUUCUGCAAUUACUGACUGUAGUCCUGUUUCUCUACAUACUUUUUUAGCCUGCUUUCACCCUGUUCGUCAAUGGUCAGGACCCCCACAGGACCACCACAGAGCAGGUAUUAUUUAGAUGAUGGAUCAUUUUCAGCACUGCAGUGACACUGACAUGGUGGUGGUGUGUUAGUAUGUGUUGUGCUGGUAUGAGUGGAUCAGACACAGCAGCGCUGCUGUGGUUGUAAUGUUAUGGCUGAUCUGUGUACAUUUGUUUGAGUUUUAAAUCAUUUCUUGGUCUUAUGGAAUUAAUUUAUCUAUUUUUAAUUGGGAAAACAUGUCCAAAUAAUUAAACUUUUUAUUUACUAAA